Messenger RNA from Acaulospora morrowiae, 1134 nucleotides. Lineage: Eukaryota; Fungi; Glomeromycota; Glomeromycetes; Diversisporales; Acaulosporaceae. The record is from the annotation of a GenBank genome assembly.
AUGACAACGAAGAAUAACGCGGAGAAUGUGGAAAAGAUGUACACUUUUACAUGGAAUAUUAGAGAUUUCCAGGACCUCUUUAAAAGAAUGAAGGAGACCGAUGACCAUUUUAGCGAAAGGUUCUAUUCACCAGUUUCACUGUCGUCCUCAAGUGGUCUAGAGCAACGACACGUUUGGCGUUUCUCUGUUCGCCCACGGGGAGGAAAAAAUUCGAAAGAACACAUGUCAGCCUUCCUUUGGUCAUACCAAUCAGAUUAUGAAAGAGAGAAAGGUUUGGAUUCCCGAAAAAUUAAAUACAGCGUGGACGUCUAUAGAUCCGCACCCUCUGAUUCGCCAGGCUCAACACCUAGCCUCGUGAAGUUGAAAACUAAACGGGGUGUCGAGAUAAACAUCUUCAACUUUUUUACACACGAAUCAGCAUGGGGAAGCUCCGAAUUUUGCGCGUUAAGCGAAAUCUUUCCUAACAACGAACGAAACCGAAAGGUCGAUCUGGUGAUAAAUAUUAAUUUCUUCGAGUCGGCUCAACCAAACGUCAUCAAUGAUGGUCUAUCCGUCAAUGACAGUGUUAUAUGUAAACGAUAUACACCAUCAUUGGAUAAAUAUUUCGAUAACGAAGCAUACAGCGACGUUGAAUUUUCAUUUGAUUGCGGAUUGAAACUCAAGGCAUCCCGCGUGGUCCUUGCCUCAAGGUCAUCUUAUUUUGAGAGCAUGUUCGAAGGCAGUUGGAAGGAAACCAAGCUAUUUACAAUUCCAAUCGAGGGCGUUAAAUAUGAAUGCUUUAAGUUGUUGAUACGAUUCAUAUACACCGGUAGAUUGGCUGAUGGUCUGGACUUUGACAUCUUGAUGAAUCUCUAUGUUGAAGCGGAAAUAAGGAACCUCGAAGAACUGAGAGAUUUGGUUUCUUCACAGAUCGUUUGCCAUCAUCGAAUCACAUCGGAGAAUUGGGAGCAAUAUUUGAUUUUGGGAUGGAAGACUAAUAACAGAGUGUUGAAAGAGAUGGGUCUAAAAUACGCGUGUGAUAAUUGGGACGCGGUGAAGGAUACAAUUGGCAUGCAACGAGUUUUGAGUUGCGGUGUUACCACAUGGGUCGAGGAAUUGAUGUUGACAAAAUUAUUUGGUUACAAGUCGAAUUAA